Molecule: messenger RNA, 880 nt
Organism: Emiliania huxleyi CCMP1516
Lineage: Eukaryota; Haptophyta; Isochrysidales; Noelaerhabdaceae
Exons: 4
Coding region: 222-539 (105 amino acids)
Source: RefSeq, a predicted model, not a curated record
CGGCGGUCAAGUCGAUUGCUGCGGGCGUCGCCGGCGCCGCGCUGUUAACGAACCGUGGCACUUAAUUUGAGUGGUCGGUGAGAACGGUUUAAUGCGAACUGCCAGGCGCCGCGCCGACUAGGAGUUACUAACAAUGAAGAAUCAUGAAGAAUCAUGAAGAAUAAUGAGAGGUGCCGCCAGGCGCCGCGCUGACUAACCCCCUGGACGUGAUUCGAAACGAGAUGUUCAAGACGGAUGAGGCGCUCGGCGAGACGACGCGUCGGUUGCUGCGUCGCGAGGGCGCGUCUUUCUUGUGGCGGGGCAUGGCGCGCAACCUCGUCGCCGUCGCCGCCCCCAUCGGCAUGACGAUUUUCCUCACGGACGCGAUCGUCGACUACCGCAGCUCGCGCGGCGUCGCCUCCCCCGCCGCCUCCGCCUCCGCCGCCACAGCCCCCGCCGCCUCCGCCGCCGCUUCCGCCGCCGCUGCCGCCGCGCCCGCCGCCGCUGCCGCCUCCCCCGCAGCCGCCGCCGCGUCCGAGCGGGGGUUGCGGCCGAUAUGAGCUGUUGGAGUCCAGCCAGUGGCGGUGUCGCUAGAGGUGUCGCGGCGCAGUGGGCUUGCGCCAGGCGCCCGCCGGAGCCCAGAGAUGCCCUCGUGGAGAGGGCGCAAUGGGUUGGUGGCGCGCGUGGUGGCGCGCGUGCAUGCGCAUAGUCGGUGUAGGCGGGAGCGUUCGUGGGAAACGCCGGGUUGAGUGUUGAUCAUGUGUGAAAUGUGCCGCGUCGAGCAGUUGUGUGCGGCACGGCCCUCCAUGUUUAAACGCGCGCGGUGGUGUGCCGUGUGCGCGGUUGUAAUGUCUCCUCAGGACGGUUCCGUUUUGUGUCUCGACCACAACUCUCAGAAAGC